CGAGCCCAAUCAUCCUCCGCUUUUGCCGGCGCGAUACCAUAAACCAAGAGAGAGCCCUGGUACUCGGCGCCGAUGAAGCACGCCGUCGCCCGAUAACCCCGAAACCACCCCUUUCCUCUCGUCCAUCGCGACAAACACCAGCCGACUCCUUCGCGACCAGGAAAUUACAUCAAGGAUGCAAGACAUCAUCUCCUGCCCCUAGCCUGUAGCCUGUCACUAUUGCUUGCCAUUGAGGCGUCGAGCACAUCAUGAGAAUCGCCAUCCGCGAGCAGCUCGCGGCGCUCGUGAUCCUCACCGUCCUCCUUGGCAUCGCCGUCGUGUCCAUUCCGACUUGGAUAUAUGUCCACAACUUUGUCGUCAAUGUCGAAUCCGAUGGCCUCACCCUCACAGCUUCUCUCAAAGCCUCUAGAGUAUCUUCAGAGAUCGACCUACUCCUCACCAUUUGCCAAAAUAUCGCCACUCGCAUCUUGCUACAAGAUGCGUUUGAGGACUUUUACCAAAAUCCGAACCAAUCCAUAAACACGGCAUUCGAUAGAGCAAGACUAGACCUUAUUAGUGCUAUGAGCAGAGGCAGCUCCACUGUUCUUCUCCAAGCCCAACUCUACUCUCGCAAUACCACCGGUCCUGCCACGGGCUUACUCGGUGUCACCGGCAACAGCACAAACACCACCCACACCAACGACACUUAUAAGACCCCAGAGGGCGCGACAGUCGACCUCGGCCAGUACCAGCCGCCUCCUUUAUACCCCAAUAUCACUUACAUCGACCUUGGCCAUCCAAACAGGUUCGAAAACACCACGCAGGCCUACAACGCGACUGUCUUCCCAAACGUCACGCUUCAGGACAACGGCGGACUAGUCCUGGGCCCCCUAUUCGUUAAUGAAUCGUUUGCCCUCAUUUCUUUAACCAUCCCCAUAAAAUGGAAUAAGAACAAGAACUUCACCUUGGGCUAUAUGACUCUUGUUGCUGAUGCGCAAUCUCUUAUCGACGUGCAGUCUUCUCGGGAGGGCCUUGGCAACACCGGUAUGACUCUGAUCAUUGGCCCCAAUAGUCCGACAAAUCGCUUCAAUACGACCUCGAAUCAAACCACCAUUAGCCCAAAUAAUAAGACAUCGGCACCAGUCUCGCCAGCGUCGUCCGCGGCCGGUGAAGGUCGCACGACUCCAAAAGCAACGGCCAGACUGGCGUCCUUGGUCCAUUUUGUACUCGCUCCAAUCACACCUGAUAAUAUUGCAGACCGUCAUCAGGAUCGAUCUUUUGCUACUCUAGACUACUCAAAUACGUUUACCGUCUCCAUGUAUCCAGCCCUCGAACGCGCUUAUAUCAACCCGUCAGACGAGCCGAACCAGGCUACCUCAAUAUUAUCUACAACAAACGAACAGGGUGUACGUGUUGCUGUCGGAGUGGCCAAGACGCAAUCUGUGUUAGUUGACUGGGCUAUCAUUGUCGAGAAGGCAGAGGACGAAGCCUACGAGCCGAUCUAUAUGCUGCGCAAUAUCUUGUUGGCGUGUGCGUUUGGCUCCUCUGGUGUCAUUAUGCUACUUGUUGUGCCUUGUGCUCAUCUCGGCGUGAAACCCAUUCGUCGCCUCAAAGCAGCGACUGCAAAGUCCAUUUCACCCCCUGGGCAAGAGGAUGGGUCCGAAGAAUACGAGGAAGACUUGAAUCAAGAACAAGGCAGCACGAUACAGGGCCUCUCAGAGAAAGCUGGAUUCUUCUCAACACUUAUGGGCAAGAUACGACAUCGCAAGAAAAAUAAGUCCGAGUCUGAGGCAGAUUCGUAUCGACGCGGCUUCAAAAUUCCGGGUCGCGUCGAGGUAUCAAGACGAUAUAUUACAGAUGAGCUUACUGAGCUUACUGAUACAUUCAACGAAAUGGGUGAUGAGUUGCUCAAGUCAUAUACUUCCUUGGAUGAAAAGGUUGCCGAUCGUACCCGUCAGCUAGAAAUCAGCAAACGGGCCGCUGAAGCUGCUAACGAAAGCAAAACAUUAUUUAUCGCCAACAUUUCGCACGAACUCAAGACUCCGCUCAAUGGCAUCAUGGGCAUGUGUGCCAUUCUAAUGGAAGAAGAUGAUGUCAUGCGCAUCAAACAUUCCCUCAAGACUGUCUACAGAUCGGGCGACUUGCUCUUACAUCUUUUGGAAGAUCUUCUCAACUUCUCCAAGAAUCAAAUUGGCCAGCAAGUCAACCUAGAAGAAAAGGAGUUUCGACUUGGGGACUUCAAGUCACAAAUGUUGUCCAUUUUCGACAAGCAAGUCCGUGAGAACAAGGUCAACUUUUCCGUAUCUUUCAUGGGUCCCGAAUCCGAGCUUUCGGGGGAGAUGAAGGAAAUUAUUAACCAGUGGAAAUUGCCAGCCCUUGGCCCCAGCGGAACUGGUCGCAUCAAGGACAUGUAUCUCUGGGGCGACCAGCACCGAAUCCUGCAAGUUCUAAUCAACUUGGUGAGCAAUAGUCUUAAAUUCACACCUGUGGGUGGGAAGAUUAUGCUUAGGAUCCGAUGCGUUGGUGAAGUGGAUCAAUCAAACGAUGGAAGUAGGACUUCCUCGCUGUCUCGAACCGGUUCAAUCAGAAUGGGGCGUACAAGGCAUCGAAACUCCUCAACCAUUCAGUCGACAAAUUCCAUCGGCACUAAUACCUCGGAUACAAAGGUCAACAGCGGUACUGCUCUCGCGAUCAACCCAAUGGAUCCCAAGGCCACUCCCUACGUCCGCAUUCGAGAACGCUCACCAACGCCUCCUCCUCCCAAUGCAAAGCCCUACAUGUUUGAAUUUGAAGUCGAAGAUACCGGCCCCGGUAUCCCAGCCCAUAUGCAAGAGAAGAUUUUUGAGCCUUUUGUACAAGGCGAUCUCGGUCUUAGUAAGAAACACGCCGGUACAGGUUUGGGUCUCAGUAUUUGCGCCCAGCUCGCAAGUCUCAUGGGCGGAAGCAUUGCGAUCGAAAGCGAAGAAGGCAAGGGAUCCAUGUUUACAAUGCAAAUCCCUCUCAAAUACGUGAAAGAUCGAGCGCCAAGCACGGCCUCGGAGGGCGCCAAUUCCCGCCGAUCGAGCCUCGGAUCUCUUGCCAAUCUCAGCAAGGCUAUCAGCGCGCCAUCCUCUUCAGAGCCCCAUCCAUCUCCAUCAUCGGAAUCGCUACACGACAAAGUACCUCGUCUCAUUGGUCUCAGUGCGCCAUUUUUCGCCGCCAAUCGAAAAGAACCUUUGGCGCGCUCAUCCAGCCAUUGCAGCCUGCGUGUUCUGGUCGCGGAUGACAAUUCAACCAACAUUGAGGUUGUCAGCCGCAUGCUGAAGCUGGAAGACAUUAGCGACGUCACUGUAGCCCGCGACGGAAAGGAAGCUUACGAUCUUGUCAAAGAAAACAUGGAGCAGAACCAACCGUUUGACGUCAUCUUUAUGGACGUCCAGAUGCCCAACUUGGAUGGUCUGGAGUCGACCCGCCUUAUCCGCGAUAUCGGCUACAGUGCUCCGAUCGUCGCGCUUACUGCUUUUUCGGAUGAGAGCAAUAUCAAGGAAUGCCUGGAGUCCGGCAUGAACGAGUUUCUCAGCAAACCCAUCCGCCGGCCGGCUCUGAAGCAGGUCCUUGAAAAGUUUGGUACGAUUCCUGAGGAAGAAGCCGAGAAUGGCGUCACAAUGAAGGAAACGACGACAAAUGGGCAUACUGUCACAGAAAAGACCACAAAACCCGCUGCAGAUGGCCUUCUGCAAAGCGAAUCCUCAGCCACCCUAACCGAGAAAACGGCCAAGGCCAAGGCGUAGAUCUCCAAGGCGAGACCGCCACUCUUCACAUCACAUGUUGCAACACAUUUGGUUGCUAUCCCCGACGGUAAAUGACGUCUCUAUUUUGUAUAUUUCUCGAACCACCAUCUCUUAUAUUAUUGAAACAAGCUGGUUGUCCAUCCGUUUGU
Messenger RNA from [Torrubiella] hemipterigena, 3898 nucleotides. The record is from the annotation of a GenBank genome assembly. Lineage: Eukaryota; Fungi; Ascomycota; Sordariomycetes; Hypocreales; Clavicipitaceae.